Anarrhichthys ocellatus (wolf-eel) is the source of this 5713-nucleotide messenger RNA. RefSeq names its product SNF2 related chromatin remodeling ATPase with DExD box 1a (gene smarcad1a). Bases 365 to 3538 code for a protein of 1057 amino acids. The record is from RefSeq and is a predicted model, not a curated record. Gene Ontology annotation, molecular function: ATP binding; protein binding. NCBI's taxonomy places the organism in Eukaryota, Metazoa, Chordata, Actinopteri, Perciformes, Anarhichadidae. The transcript is spliced from 23 exons.
AUAAUUGGAACCGGCGGCAUAGCAUCCUCCAGGGCCGAUGGAGUUCGCGGGAAACCGGUUGUAGUCGAGAUACAAAAGCGUAAUUUGGCCCCAGAUUACACAACCUCCUUUUACACUAAAUCAGUGUGUCGUUAAUCGACCCAUUUCAAACUGUCACGGUUAAAAACCGAGUAGUGACACAGCUCAGAAUCGCUGUCUUUCAAGAAGUGCUGCCCUGUCUGCUAUGCUAACGUCGGACGUUUGUUAGCUAGGUAGUCUCAUUGGCUAACCGGAACAUUGUGCUUCAUGCGACAGGACACAGAAGAUACUGCUGACUAGAAAGAGACAAAGGGCUGCCGCUGUCAGACACGAACAGACUGUUAACAUGUUCAACUUAGACCGUUUUCGUUUUGACAAGAAGGCAACGACGAUAAUAGAUUUAGACCAGGAUAACGGGUCUAAAAGCCCAGAGUCUGAGAAGGAGAACAAGCCAGCUCAAAUGAAACCGGUCAAAGCCACACCAAAGUCCCAUGCCCGAGGAGUGGUUUUUGAGGAAGUCAUUACAAUAGACUUGGAGGAAGAUGAGCUCCUCUCUGAAACAAAUACCAAAACAGCAUUAACCAGCAAGUCCAAGUAUCCCACAGGGAAGUCAUCCAAAAACGUGGCAUUGGAUCACACAGAUGAGGACGACGACGACGACGAAAUGGAUGAGAAAAUGAACACAAUACUGGAGAUGUUUCCUCAGUUGACGAGGACGGAGGUGCUGGAAGUCAUUGGGAGCACAAGCACAACGGAAGGUGCUGUUGCUGCAUGCCUUUUAAAGUUUGGCAAUAAAGAAGCCCCAGACCAGGGCAGGAAGAGGAAGCAGGACGGAUCCAGCAGCUCUCAGUACAGCGGUGAGGUUCAAACCAGCAAGAGGACCAAGACAACAGUGGUUUCUGUUGAGUACGACGGAGAGCCAAGCUGGGAGAAGCAGGAAGGCAUGGUCCGAAGACUACACAAAAAGUUUCCUGACCAGGACAAGGAGGAGCUGAGGCUGAUGCUGCAGGAACACGACUGGAAUGUUGCGGAUGCUCUGCUGGUUCUACAAAUGUUCUCAGACCCAGAUGAUACCAGUGUCAGCUCACCUGACACAGAAGAAAAUAAAUCAAAGAGUAAAGACAAGUCAAGCCAGGACCGCAGGAAGUUGAAGCACCACAGAGACAGUAAAAGGAGGAGAAAUGAACAGGACCACAUAGUAAUUAGUGAAACAGAGGAGGAGAGUAAAGAUGACACGGACGCUACAAACGACAGUGACGAUUCAGACUCGGACCACGGUGAAGGUGCAAAAAUCAGAAGUAGCACUUCCACUUUGUCUACAUGGCUUCCAAAAAGUUCUGACUCGGUAUCCUCCUCUUCUGUCAAGAAAACAACUACCUCUUCCUCCCUCAAGCCAGCCUCCUCUUCCUCCACUGCUCAGAUGCUGUCCAGAUUUGCCAGUGGGACCAGUAUAGCUAUGAAGCAGGCAGCAGAGAGAAAGAGGAAGGCACGUGCCUCAGACGAACAUGUCAGUUCUGAGGAGGAAGAUGACGACAUUGACGAGGAAGCGGUGAGCAGUGAGUUUGAGGACUCUGACGAAGAGCUGGAUUCUAAAGGCGGCAUGACGGAUCUGAAGAAAGAGAUGCUCAAUUUCUUCCGGGAUUCAUCGAUCGAUGAGCUGUCGCUAAUCGCUGGGUGCUCUUUUAAAAAGGCCAAGAAGAUUGUGGAACUGAGGCCCUUUGAUGGCUGGCAAAGCCUGGUCGAUGUCUUCAUUAAGGACAAUGGAUUGUCAGACUCUCUACUGCUCGGCUGCAGAGUUGUCCUCAAAGAGCGGAAGGUCGUCCUGGGGCUGAUGUCCAAAUGUAAUACCAUUUCCUCUAAAAUGGUCAAACAGGUCACCGAGGUGAUGGAGAGGGGCACAAGGGCCAUGAAACAGCCCGGCCUACUCAACAGCCAGUUACAGCUGAAAUCCUAUCAGCUGAUUGGUCUAAAGUGGCUGCUGCUUCUGAAUGAGCACAAACUCAGUGGUAUCCUCGCCGAUGAAAUGGGUUUGGGGAAAACUAUCCAGGCUAUCGCGUUUCUGGCCGAGCUUUACGAGAAAGGAAUACACGGUCCUCACCUCAUCACUGUCCCGGCCUCUACAUUGGAUAACUGGGUCAGAGAGCUGAAGCUGUGGUGUCCAACCCUCAAAGUUCUCGUCUAUUGUGGAAAUGUGGAGGACCGCCGCUACCUCAGACACGACCUCCUCAAUGAUGACGUUGACUGCAACGUCAUCGUGACCACGUAUAACAUGGCCAUAGGAAACGAUAGCGACCGCAGCCUUUUCCGUAAGCUGCCUCUGAAGUAUGCUGUGUUUGAUGAAGGUCACAUGCUGAAGAACAUGAACUCUCUGCGCUACCGCCACCUCAUGGCUAUUAACGCAGAGCAUCGCUUGCUGCUGACAGGAACUCCUGUACAGAACAACCUCUUAGAGCUGAUGUCUCUCCUGAACUUCAUCAUGCCUUCCAUGUUCUCCAGCUCCACUACACAGCUCUCCAAAAUGUUUUCUAUGAAUUCCCACGAGGAGCAGAGCCGCUUUGAGAGGGAUCGUAUUUCUCAGGCCAAACUCAUCAUGAAACCUUUUAUCCUCAGAAGAGUCAAGAGCGAGGUUCUCAAGCAGCUGCCAGUCAAGGAGGAUAAGGUCGAGUCCUGCCCAAUGAGUGAGAAACAGCAGGUUCUCUACCAGAACCUCUUUAACGAACUCAAGACUUCUAAUAGUGGCGAGAAACGCGAGUUGUGUAAUGUGAUGAUGCAAUUGAGGAAGAUGGCCAACCACCCGCUGCUUCAUAGACAGUACUACACCACAGAGAAGCUCAAAGCCAUGAGCGAACUCAUGCUCAAGGAGCCAACUCACUUUGAUGCAGACGCUGCUCUGAUCCAGGAGGACAUGGAAGUGAUGUCAGACUUUGAGCUGAAUCGUCUGUGCCAGCAGUAUUCCUCCAUCGGCUCCUACCAGUUAGAAAAACAUCUCCUGCUUGACUCUGGGAAAUUCCACCACCUCACGGAGCUGCUGGCCUCUCAUAAAAACAAGGGAGACCGAGUGGUGUUGUUCAGUCAGUUCACCAUGAUGCUGGACAUCGUGGAGGUGCUGCUGAAACAUCUUAAGCAUCGUUACGUCAGACUGGAUGGAUCCACGCCCAUAGCACAAAGGAUUGGGUUGAUUGAUGAGUACAACACGGAUCCUGACAUAUUUGUGUUCCUGCUGUCAACACGUGCCGGUGGCCUGGGCAUCAACCUCACCUCGGCUAACGUUGUCAUCCUACAUGACAUCGACUGCAAUCCCUACAACGACAAACAGGCAGAGGACAGAUGUCACCGUGUAGGCCAGACCAAGACUGUAAAGGUGAUUAAGCUGAUCAGUAAGGGCAGCAUAGAGGACUGCAUGCUGCACCUGAGCCAGAAGAAACUAAAGCUGGAACAGGACAUGACUGCUGCUGAAGGUGGCGAGGGGACCAUACCUGAAGAUAUGGCAUCUUUGCUCAAAGCCUCACUGGGACUGUGAUCCGCAAACAUGCAACUUGAGACUGUACAAAUACAUUCAUGAUGGCAUUCCUUUGAUUCUGGCUAGACUUGAGUGUUGUGACUGAACACACACUUUUGUGUCUAUUCUGGAGAAACUACUGAGAGCCAUACGCUGCCAUGAAAACGAGUUCUGUAGCUGUGCCUAAAACACUAUUUUUACAUGCACACAGUUUUUGCUCCUACUUUGAUGAGAUCAAUAUAUAAAGGCGGAACAAUAAUUUUGGAGUACACCAAGGCGCUCGUUUGAACAAAAGUCAAUAAUUUAAGUUCACAUAACCCAUGCAGUCGUAUUUUAUUCACAUUCAGAUAAAGGUACUGAAUGCUGGCAAGGAAAUUUGUGCAAAGCGAUGGAGCGAUAGAUUUCUAUCCCAUCCUUCAUACCUGACAGUGUUGCAUCUUUCCAGUUGACAAAUGAUAUGAUAAAUGUUGCGAUUCACAUCAAUUUCCUCUGAUGCCAUACCGGAUCAAAAACGUUGUUGACAGUUGUGGUUGCAUCAGAAAGUCAGCCAAGUAUCUGACAAAUUGUAUUCUCUGAUCGUGUGUCGACUUUCAUCCUGAUGUCAUAUUUUAAGUCAAUUUCUUUUUUGCAAGGGCAGACUGAUUGACCUUUCUAGACCGAACAUACACGGUUGUGUUGGUAAAGUUAAUGAAUUUAGUACAAAAACACCAGUUUUAAUUGAGUGUAAAACUCAAAGAUAAAAUGGAAUGUCUUGAGUUGGUUUCUUUGCUGUUUCUACUCCGUUAAAUAUGUUGAGCUAAGCGGCACAGAGAGGUCGGUGAAGCAGCUGCUGCAUUCGUUCUGUAUAAGUGGCUUAUGUGUUGUAAGUGUACAAGUGUUAAGUGUAAAAGCUUUUACUAGGUCAUUUGUAUGUUUUUACGGUUCCCCUUUGAACUGAAUAAUAAAACUUGGAAUAAAAGUUUGUGUGGUCGUGCCUACAGUGAUUCAGCAGGAGGAGCUGCCGAUAAGAAAAUCAUCUCUUAAUCUUUCAUCAUGUAGGAAUUAUUCAUAUUAUUACACUGCCAGACCAGAUGAGAGACCUGCACCUUUGUUACACCAGGUUUGGCAUCAACAUGGUCUGUGGUUUAGACUAAUCUUUUUAAGAAAUAUGAAAUGGGAAAUCACCCCCCUUUGAGUUUUGUUUUUGAACAGCAGUCUACUAAGAGCGUUAUUUAUUAUAGUAAUUUAAAGAAGAAUGUUCUAAAUGUGAAGAAAUACAAAUAUAAACCUUUUCUAAUAAUACGGUUUAAUGAUAUUUAGAUCUAUACAGAAUAGUUGAAAUCCAAUUGUUCUGAGUUGCAUGAGUGGUUCAUAUUUGUUUUUUCUUGAGUUAUUAAGUCUGUUUCUGUAUAUGGCACGUAUAGGCAUCUGCCACUUCAAAGAAAAGAGUAAGUUUGUAGGAAUGGUGGUUGUCAAUGUAUUAUCUAUGUGCGCUGUUGAAUCAGACUUGUUCAAGGGGACAUACAACAGUAGCCUAAAUGUCCUAAAUCAGAAUCACUUUAUUUGUGUGUAGCAGAUGCACAAAGACUUAAACUUUGGUUAGUUAAUACUGAAAUAUUAAAGGUAAGUUACCUUUUUUAAAAAAAAAAAACUAAACAAAACUGACCAACAAUUACAGAAGAUGUAUGUGAGAAAAGGCGGGAGUUUGUUUGGCAUACAAAAUGUUGACAAAUGAUUCCAGUUAAAAUGAAUGGGAGAUUAAAUCUGAUACUUGAAAGUGUUCACGUUAUGUGCGAAGAAAAUGCUGAAAUCUACAUUAACAUGUUAUCUAAUAAUCUACUCGGCAUUAGGGGAGUACCGUCCACACCUGAAGCCUGUCAAGUGAGCAUCACAUUUGAUGGUGUAGGUGAAAUAGAGCACUCCUUUGCUGAGCUGACAGCUUAGAGCGUGAGUUCCUCGCUCGGGGAACACCACACAUAUACCCGCUACGUCAUUGUAAAACACGUCUCUAUCCCAGACUUCAAACCUCAACACCUGACCCAGUUCCACGGAUCCAAAGUUGUAAGUCACAUUCCACACUGGGUCAUUGUUGUCCAUCACUGUCUCGGUCUCCUCGUACAUGCCGUUGUAGAAGAUCUUCACAUAGGCGUCUGUUUUCGUGAAGCUGUCUGCCCUCAGACCUGCUCCCCUCUGGAUCUCCAGUCUGAGAGUUCCUCU